Molecule: messenger RNA, 5600 nt
Organism: Tinamus guttatus (white-throated tinamou)
Lineage: Eukaryota; Metazoa; Chordata; Aves; Tinamiformes; Tinamidae
Source: RefSeq, a predicted model, not a curated record
AUACUAUAGACACUUGGCACCUGAUCACCUGCUUCAAAUAUGCCAUCGACUAGGACCACUUCUAGAGCAAGAAAUUCCCCAAAGUGUCCCUGGAGUGCAGACAUUAUUAGGAGCUGGCAGACAGUCUUUGCUUCGUACAAACAAAAGUUGCAAACAUGUUGUGUGGAAAGGAUCGGCUCUUGCUGCGUUACAUUGUGGAAGGCCUCCGGAGUCACCUGUCAAUUAUGGCAGUCCACCUAGUAUAGUGGAUACCCUGUUUUCAAGGAAACUAAAUGGGAAGUACAGACUUGAACGCCUUGUUCCAACUGCAGUCUAUCAGCAUAUGAAGAUGCACAAACGAAUUUUAGGACAUUUAUCUUCUGUAUAUUGUGUAACCUUUGAUCGGACUGGCAGGCGUAUAUUUACUGGUUCAGAUGAUUGCCUUGUAAAAAUCUGGGCAACAGAUGAUGGGCGGUUGCUGGCUACGCUGAGAGGGCACGCGGCGGAAAUAUCUGAUAUGGCAGUGAACUACGAAAACACCAUGAUAGCUGCCGGGAGCUGUGAUAAAAUGAUCCGAGUUUGGUGCCUUCGGACAUGUGCCCCCUUAGCAGUUCUGCAGGGCCACAGUGCAUCUAUAACAUCAUUGCAGUUCUCUCCACUGUGCAGUGGCUCAAAGAGAUAUUUAUCUUCAACUGGGGCAGAUGGAACAAUAUGCUUUUGGCUGUGGGAUGCUGGCACCCUUAAAAUAAACCCAAGGCCAACAAAGUUUACAGAACGUCCUCGGCCUGGAGUCCAAAUGAUCUGUUCUUCUUUUAGUGCUGGUGGAAUGUUUUUGGCCACUGGGAGUACAGAUCACAUCAUUAGGGUUUAUUUCUUUGGAUCAGGUCAGCCAGAGAAGAUAUCAGAGUUGGAGUUUCAUACUGACAAAGUUGACAGCAUUCAGUUUUCUAAUAGUAGCAGCAGAUUUGUGAGUGGAAGCCGUGACGGAACAGCGAGGAUCUGGCAGUUUAAGCGAAGGGAGUGGAAAAGCAUUUUGCUAGAUAUGGCUACUCGCCCAGCAGGACAAAGUGUACAGGGAGUUGAAGAUAAAAUUACAAAACUGAAAGUGACCAUGGUGGCCUGGGACCGCCAUGACAACUCCGUUAUAACUGCAGUAAACAACAUGACUCUGAAAGUGUGGAAUUCUUUCACUGGCCAGCUCAUUCAUAUUCUCAUGGGACAUGAAGAUGAAGUGUUUGUACUUGAACCUCAUCCGUUUGAUCCAAGAGUUCUCUUCUCUGCUGGACAUGAUGGGAAUGUCAUAGUUUGGGAUUUGGCAAGAGGAGUCAAAAUCCGGUCUUACUUCAACAUGAUUGAAGGACAAGGACACGGUGCGGUUUUUGACUGCAAGUGCUCUCCUGAUGGACAGCAUUUUGCAUGUACCGAUUCUCACGGUCACCUUCUGAUUUUUGGCUUUGGUUCCAGUAGCAAAUAUGACAAGAUAGCAGAUCAGAUGUUCUUUCAUAGUGAUUAUCGGCCCCUUAUCCGUGAUGCCAACAAUUUUGUCCUGGAUGAGCAGACACAGCAGGCUCCACACCUGAUGCCUCCCCCAUUUUUGGUUGAUGUGGAUGGCAACCCUCAUCCUGCAAGGUACCAAAGACUAGUUCCUGGUCGAGAGAACUGCAGGGAGGAGCAGCUUAUUCCUCAGAUGGGAGUGACAUCUUCAGGAUUGAAUCAAGUUCUUAGUCAACAAGCAAAUCAAGAAGUUAGUCCAUUGGAUAGCAUGAUUCAAAGACUUCAGCAAGAACAGGAUCAGAGACGUUCUGGGGAGGCAGGAACUAGCAGUACCAGCCGGAUAAGCAGAGGCUCUAUAAGCUCUACCUCAGAAGUGCACUCACCACCAAAUAUCGGGCUGCGGCGCAGCGGGCAGAUUGAAGGUGUGCGCCAGAUGCACAGCAACGCGCCGAGAAGUGAAAUCGCCACGGAGCGGGACCUGGUGGCCUGGAGUCGAAGGGUUGUCGUGCCUGAGCUUUCUUCUGGAGUAGCUAGUAGGCAAGAAGAAUGGCGAACAGCAAAGGGAGAAGAAGAAAUAAGGGUUUAUCGGUCAGAAGAGAAGAGGAAGCAUGUAAUAAGUCACGUUCAAAGAGAAAACAAAAUACCUACUUUCUCUAAGAACCAUUCGCAUGAUCAUUUGCUAGAUACUAGUGAAUCAAAAAAGCAGCAAGCCAACCAGCACAACUAUCGCACCAGAUACGCAGCAGAAGAACCUGCGAGGCCUGCGGAAGAGUUAGAAAAUGGACACAGUUCCUCAGAUGAAGGAGAAGCAGUUGUUGCCAGUGGUGGAACAUCAGAAGAUGAUGAAAGAGCAUGGCACAGUGAUGGCAGCUCUAGUGACUAUUCUAGUGAUUAUUCUGACUGGACAGCAGAUGCAGGGAUCAACCUGCAACCACCAAAGAAAAUCCCUAAACUCAAAACAAAGAAAGCGGAAAGUAGUUCAGAGGAUGAAGAAGGACCUGAAAAGCAAAAGAAGCAAAUUAAGAAAGAAAGGAAAAAAGGGAAUGAGGAGAAAGAUGGACCAACAACAUCACCAAAGAAGAGGAAACCCAAAGAGAGAAAACAGAAGAGGCUGCCUGUAGGAGUUUUGGCAGAAAAUGGUUUGACACUGGAAGAAUGGCUGCCCUCCGCAUGGAUUACAGAUCCUAUCCCACGGCGAUGCCCAUUUGUACCACAGAUGGGGGAUGAGGUUUACUAUUUCCGACAAGGUCAUGAGGCCUAUGUUGUGAUGGCUAAGAAGAACAAAAUAUAUAGCAUUAACCCCAAGAAACAACCAUGGCAUAAAAUGGAAUUGCGGGAGCAAGAGCUGAUGAAAAUAGUUGGUAUUAAGUAUGAAGUGGGUUUGCCAACUCUCUGCUGUCUUAAACUAGCUUUUCUUGACCCAGACACGGGUAAACUGACUGGAGGAUCGUUCACCAUGAAGUACCACGAUAUGCCUGAUGUUAUAGAUUUUCUAGUCCUGAGACAGCAGUUUGAUGAUGCAAAACAUAGGCGGUGGAAUAUAGGUGAUCGUUUCCGGUCAGUGAUAGAUGAUGCCUGGUGGUUUGGAACAAUUGAAAGCCAGGAACCUCUUCAGCCCGAUUAUCCUGAUAGCUUGUUCCAGUGCUACAAUGUCUGCUGGGACAAUGGGGAUACUGAGAAGAUGAGUCCUUGGGACAUGGAGCUGAUACCAAGUAACGCCGUAUUUCCAGAAGAAUUGGGAACAAGUGUUCCUUUAACAGACGAUGAACGUAGAACGCUGCUCUACAAACCUCUGGAUGGAGAGUGGGGUUCCAGGACCCGAGAUGAAGAGUGCGACAGAAUUAUUGCAGGGAUAAACCAGCUUAUGACUCUAGAUAUUGCAUCUGCAUUUGUUGCACCUGUGGAUCUUCAGGCUUACCCGAUGUAUUGCACUGUGGUGGCCUAUCCCACGGAUCUCAGUACCAUUAAGCAAAGACUGGAAAGCAGAUUUUACAGGCGGCUCUCGUCAUUGAUGUGGGAGGUGCGAUACAUAGAACACAACACGCGCACCUUCAACGAGCCCGGCAGCCCCAUCGUCAAAUCGGCCAAGUUUGUCACGGAUCUGCUGCUGCACUUCAUCAAAGACCAGAGUUGCUACGAUAUAAUCCCGUUAUACAAUGCAAUGAAGAAGAAGGUGCUGUCUGACUCGGAUGAGGAAGAAGAGAAAGAUACAAAUGUGCCAGGGACUUCUACUAGAAAAAGAAAGGAUCAUCAGCCGAAGCGGCGGCUGCGCAACAGAGCUCAGUCAUACGACAUUCAGUCAUGGAAGAAGCAGUGCCAGGAGCUGCUGAAUCUCAUUUUUCAGUGUGAAGACUCUGAACCAUUUCGACAACCAGUGGAUCUCCUUGAAUAUCCAGAUUAUAGAGAUAUUAUUGACACGCCAAUGGAUUUUGCUACUGUUAGAGAAACGUUGGAAGCUGGCAACUAUGAGUCACCAAUGGAAUUAUGUAAAGAUGUGCGACUUAUUUUCAGCAAUUCCAAAGCCUACACGCCAAGUAAAAGGUCAAGGAUCUACAGCAUGAGCUUGCGCCUUUCUGCCUUCUUUGAGGAGCAUAUAAGUUCUAUUUUGUCAGAUUAUAAAUCUGCCCUACGUUUUCAUAAAAGAAACACAAUAAAGAAACGAAGGAAGAAAAGAAGUAGAAGCAGCUCCGUUUCGAGUAGUGUUGCAUCCAGCCCUGAGAGGAAGAGAAGAUUAAUAAAACCUCAGCUGAAGGCAGAUAGUUCUGCCCCCUCUUCAUCUUCUGCACCUGUGAGAGCAGCACUGAGACAUGUUCCAGCCCAGAUGAAUGGAAAAGCAGCUGAAGCUUCGUCUCUUGUGCGGACUAGAAGCAACAGGGCAAUAACAGACGUGGCUGUUCCGGAGCAACCAUCUACUUCUGCAGGGGGAAAGCCUGUGGCAAUAAAGCCUUUAAUUGCGAAGCCCAAUACUGCUGCUGGGUCGGGCAAGUCUGUACUAGAGAAUUCAACCAAACAUUCCAAGAACCAGAAUAUUUUACCAAUUCCUACUCAAUCUGAUUAUGGUCAUAACACUAGGAAUAACACCACAAAAGAAAAUCCUGAAAAAGAGAAGCAAAUCAAGCGCAAAGUAAAAUCAUCCACUGUUAUUCAACAAGAGUGCAAGAACAGCGCUUUGGCGUCGGGCAGCGUGCAGGUGAACGGGCACGGAGCGCCACCUGCAAAACCACCAGCUAAACGGGGUCCCGGGCGGAAACCGAAGGUGGAGACCAACUCUAAUAACAGUAGCUGCGAAGUGGUGCACAAGAAGAGAGGCAGAAAACCAAAAAAGCUGCAAGUUGUUGAGCAGAAGGUUGUAGAGCAGAAUACGAUCCAGACCACGAGGAAUCCCCCAGAAGAAGCAUCUGCCUCCACUGCGUGCAAUUCUCUUUCUGAAAAUAAUAUGAAGGAAGACUUGUUACAAAAAAAAGGCCGUGGGGGUAGGAAGCCCAAAAGAAAGAUGAAGACGCAUCAGCCAGGCUCGGACCUUGUAGCUCCUGCAAACGUUAAAAUGCAAACGAGAAGCAGGAGGAAAAAGAUAGAUGAGCCUAUGGAGGAGGGGUCUGAAGAGCUUAAAGAUUCUGAGCCUCACAUGAGAACUAGAAACCAGGGUAGGAGGACAGCCUUUUACAAUGAAGAUGACUCUGAGGAAGAGCAAAGGCAGCUAUUGUUUGAAGACACCUCUUUAACUUUUGGAACAUCUAGUCGAGGCAGAGUCCGAAAGUUGACUGAAAAAGCAAAGGCGAAUUUAAUUGGGUGGUAAUUUGUACCGAGGGUUUUACUCCAGAAUGCUUUGAAGCAGGUACAGUUAAGGAACGAGCAGAACGCAGACUUCUGCUUCCCUGCUGCUAUUAUCGGUUAGAAGAAUGUGUUCUGAUUUGGGGAGAAAAAUCUAGCAAAAAAUAAACUGAAAGAACAUUCUUUGAAAGAAAUAUAUAUUUUAAACUUUUGCUAUUUAUUGCCCUCCAAAUAGGUUAUGCAUUUCAACAGUCAUUUUGUUCAUAGUUGAGAAUAAUCGAAGCAAUUUCUGACUGACUUACAGAAUUGAGAAUUACUCUGCUCUUGAGUAGUGCAUAUUGUCUCUACAUAUUUAA